CUACCUUCCCUUGAAACAAAGAGGACCAAGGAUGGCGAGCUGCUGGGCGGUCCUGCUGCUGCUGGUCACCGUGGCCGCCGCGCUCCCCGUGAAGACCCCUCAGCCCUACGAGAAGGCCAUUGCCCAGGCCAUCGACUUCUACAACCAAGGACCAACGGUGAAAUAUGCCUUCCGCCUCCUUACAUCCACCCCUCCGCCUGAAGUGGCCCAGGGCACCGUAUUGAAUAUUCUUCAGCUGAACUUCACCAUCAUGGAGACCACGUGCCUGGCGUCAGACAAAGCCGCUGUGGAGCAAUGCGCCUUCAGAGAGAAUGGGCUGGUCAGAGACUGCUCAGGACACGUCUCCACCCAGGAAACAUGCCCUGUCGUCGCGAUCACCUGUGACGUCGCCCCUGCGCAGCCCGUUCGCGUCACCAGGUGGUGGCCCCUUCUGCGCUUAGGCGCAAAAAUCAUCGGUCACGGCAUUUCCUUCUUCCGCAAGCGGGAUUAAUCCAGAGAUCGAGGAGGGGAACGCAAGCUUGGCAGACCUGCCCGUGCCCCACGCUGGAAGCUCACCAGGAAUCGAGGCGCAAGUCGGAACCGCCCCAGGGAUCGCACUUUUCCUCACGGCCUAGCUACCCCCUUAGUCCAAUUGCAUCUGCCAGGGCG
Molecule: messenger RNA, 648 nt
Organism: Mauremys reevesii (Reeves's turtle)
Lineage: Eukaryota; Metazoa; Chordata; Testudines; Geoemydidae
Product: cathelicidin-3-like
Exons: 4
Coding region: 32-490 (152 amino acids)
Biological process (GO): innate immune response; antimicrobial humoral immune response mediated by antimicrobial peptide; defense response to Gram-negative bacterium
Cellular component (GO): extracellular region
Molecular function (GO): lipopolysaccharide binding
Source: RefSeq, a predicted model, not a curated record